AUGGAGCUGGAAGGGCCUAAUCCUUCGGGUGUACUCGUGUUGGGCUUGAACCCUGGGCUGCAACACAUCCUUCGGCUUCGUGUGCUUGAUCUUGGUCAGGUGAACCGAGCAGAAGCUCACACGCUUGGCGUGGGGGGAAAAGGCCAGAAUGCUGCCAAAGCUGCAUGCGCUUUUGGCGCUUUUGCAUCCGCCGCAUUUGGUGCAAGCGGCGCAAGCCCCUGCCGUGUAACUGUGGCACAGUUCUUGGGUGGUUACACUGGAGAACAGAUUCGUCAGCUGCAGAUGCAACAAGGAAUCGAGGAUAUCACGGUGACGGGUGCAACCACCAGGCAGUUUAUGACUUUGGUGGAUUAUCCGAGAACCGGCCUCCCAACCAUCUCGGAGCUUAUCACUCCUUCGGAACCUGUAAGCUCAGCCGCUGCAGAUGAACUGCUUGCAAAGAUUGUCGCUGCAGCACCAACAUUCAAAGGCAUACUUCUGAUGGGGACCUGGCCGAACGGAACCAGCCGAGACUUCUAUCUGAAAGCUGCUAAAGCUGCUAAAGCCAAAACGGAUGGAGCGCGUGGAGCGUGGGUACUUCUGGAUGUUGCCAAGCCUGUGCAGGAUGUGAUUGAUAUCCUUGACGCUGGUGACGUUGAUAUCUACAAGGUCAAUGCGAUGGAGAUUUGUGCCCUGAUGGGCUUUGAAUGCAAGGAGGGACAGAUCUCCGCAGAGCAAAUCAAUGAAGCGGCGAACAACACGCUGGAGCGCUUUGGGGGGCUGAGCCAUCUUGCGAUCACUGAUGGCGCAAAAUCUGCAUUCCUCUACUCUCGAGGGUCUGGCAACAUUCGCUGCAUCCGUUAUGAUCUCCCAGAAGUGGAAUGCUUCAAUCCAAUUGGUGCAGGUGACACAAUGGCGGGCGUUUUGAUGGCUUCUUUGUGCUCUGAUAUUGCCAAGGACGUUGAGGAGCGCUGCUUGCAACAGUAUGUGGAACAAAGACUGGGUUGCAGUGUUGAGACGAGUCGGAAGAGGCUGUGCAUUUUGGGCUUGCUGCAGCUUCGGCAAAGGUCAAAUGUGAAGGAGAAGGUGGGAAAUUUGAAACGGUUCCUUGCCUUGGCUGUGCGACAGUCAAAUCAAUCACAGAUGAUAAAGGCAACCUUCAGCUUAGGUCUGAGUUCACCCCGAAGAUCUGACAAAACUGAACUCAAUGUGAGCCUGCCAACGUGGCAAUGUGGACCUGGCAAAGUGAACCUGGCAACGAGACUGUCAGGGAUCCCCUCGAAGCUGCGAGCGGACGAGAGAGAAAAGAACGAGUUGGUGACCUACUUCCCUCCAGGAGGCCCCACAACGCUUGUGAACUACGAAUGGCUGUUGUUGGAUGACCAGUACGUUCUGUCUCCGAUUGUUUACGCACUUCGUUUGCAACACUUGGAGGACGGUAGGAGUGCUGCUUUGGGCCUUGCUUUUGUGGGUCUUUGGGCUGCGCAGGCUGCCUGCAAAGAUGACUCAGUCCUCGCAUUCCUUCAGCCCGAGGCCUCGAGCGUGUAUCGCUGCGUGCUCUGGGGAGCUCUGAAACUGAAGCACGUGGAGCACGUGGAUCACGUGGAUGUGAGAAGGCUGAGAAGGGCAAGGGGUGUUAUUUGUGACGUCGUUUCCUGCAACUCCGCAAUGUCUGCUUGCGAUGCUGCGUUUGCAUGGUCAUGUUGUUUGGACGUCUUUGAGGACUUGAAAUGCUCGAAUAUUCAAACGAAUGUUCUGGCUUUCAAUACCAUUCUCAGUGCAUGUGGGCGAAUGGACUUAUGGGAAAGUACCUUGGCAUCUUUGCAACACCUGGCGCUGUCUGCUGGUCUGGGUUUGGAGCCAACCCUGGUCACGCGGAGCGUGGUGAUGUCUGCUUGCACUUUCGUGGGGCAGUGGGCUCUUGCUUUGCAUCAGAUGUCUUGUCUAACUUUCGGACACUUUGAAGAUUUUGGCCUCAGGAAUGUGGGCAACAUGGCGAUAUGCAGCGUUGGAAUUAGUGCAUGUGCGCUGGGCAGUCUUUGGGAAAAAGCACUGUCUUUGUGUUCAGCUGCCAGUUACCUGAAGGGGAAAGUCAAAGUGAGUGGGAGAAAUUGGCAGUGGCAAGGGGCGCUGUGGUUACUUAGCGCGGCAGAAGAAAGAGACACUGUCACAUACACGGCGGCCAUCACUGCCUGUGGACAAAGCCAGCGCUGGCAGCACGCGUUGCUUCUGUUCUCUGCCUUGAGAGCUAGUAACUUGGAGGUCACCACUAUCAGCUACAACUCCAUUGUAACUGCACUUGGUGCAAAGUGGCAAGAAGCCUUCCAAUUGCUCGAAGAGCUUUGCGUGCAGCAGCAAGUUCCUGACACCAUCACUUUCGGUGCAUGUGCAAGCGCUUGCAGGGAUGGGCAAUGGGAAGCAACACUUCAACUCAUAGACCGUUUCUACAAAGAAGGCCAUCAAGCAGAGGCAGUUACUUUCACUGCAGCAAUAGAUGCCUGUGGCGCUGCGUCCUACUGGCAGUUUGGUCUAGUCCUGCUUUCACAACUGGAUGGGAAGGAUAUUCUUGCCCACAAUGCAGCCAUCAAUGCAUGUGGAGACACUGCGCAGUGGCAGAUCGCCUUGCAGCUCUUGCAUGAAGUGAAGUCCGACGCAAGUGUCUCAAGUCUCAAACUGGUGUUCACAUCUGGCAUUGCUGCGUGCCGCGGACAUUGGCAACAUGCACUUCCGUUGCUGGCAGAUAUGCAGGAGAUCCCAUUGCCAGGCAAUUUGUUCGCAUACAAUGCAGUGCUGGGUGCCUGUGACCAAGCUGGGCAAUGGUUGCAGGCGGUGUUUCUGUUCCAGGAGCUUUGCGACGAAGAUCUUCAGGCUGAUAUGAUCAGCUUUUGCUCAGCCCUUGGGGCAUGUCGGCAAAGCCCAGGAGCUUGGCAGUACGCCAUACCGUUCAGCAACGGUCUGCGAGAUCAACUUGUGAAGCUCUUGGAUUUUGGGGCUUGAGCCAUAAGAAACCGUAAGAAACCGC
Molecule: messenger RNA, 3001 nt
Organism: Cladocopium goreaui
Lineage: Eukaryota; Dinophyceae; Suessiales; Symbiodiniaceae
Source: the annotation of a GenBank genome assembly